Messenger RNA from Triplophysa dalaica, 8718 nucleotides. RefSeq names its product talin 1 (gene tln1). The record is from RefSeq and is a predicted model, not a curated record. Gene Ontology annotation, biological process: platelet aggregation. NCBI's taxonomy places the organism in Eukaryota, Metazoa, Chordata, Actinopteri, Cypriniformes, Nemacheilidae. Gene Ontology annotation, molecular function: integrin binding; structural constituent of cytoskeleton; actin filament binding. Gene Ontology annotation, cellular component: cytoskeleton; ruffle; focal adhesion.
CGCGUGUUUGCUCGAGCUCAGGGUGGAGUUUAACACACCGCUUCAAAGCAACGGGGCAGAAAUCACAUCUGACGUUACAUACCAGCGUUAACACGACAGGAACUUUCUGCUGGGGGACUAAUAGUGUUAAUAUAUCGAAAAGUGUCCGAAGGUGGACAACUGUAGAACGAAGAAAUCUGAGGAGUAGCAGCGGCACAGUCACAUAGUGUCAGUCAUGGUGGCGCUGUCGCUGAAGAUCGGGGUGGGGAAUGUGGUGAAGACGAUGCAGUUUGAGCCCUCCACGAUGGUGUAUGACGCCUGUCGCAUCAUCAGGGAGAGAGUACCAGAGGCACAGCUCGGCCAGCCCAAUGACUACGGUCUGUUCCUGUCAGAUGAGGACCCGAAGAAAGGCAUUUGGCUGGAGGCUGGCAAAGCCCUGGAUUACUACAUGCUUAGAAACGGGGAUACUCUGGAGUAUAAGAAGAAACAAAGACCGCUGAAGAUCCGGAUGUUGGACGGCACUGUUAAAACCGUAAUGGUCGAUGACUCCAAAAUCGUCAGUGAUAUGCUAAUGACCAUCUGCGCCAGGAUAGGCAUCACAAAUUAUGAUGAGUACUCGCUGGUGCGUGACGUGGGUGAGGAGAAGAAGGAAGAGACCACAGGAACCCUGAAGAGAGACAAGACGCUCAUGAGGGACGACAAAAAAAUGGAGAAACUCAAACAGAAGCUUCAUACAGAUGAUGAGCUGAAUUGGUUGGAUCACGGGCGGACUCUGCGAGAGCAGGGCGUGGAGGAGUUUGAGAUGCUUCUUCUCAGGAGAAAGUUCUUCUACUCCGACCAGAACGUGGAUUCUAGAGAUCCUGUUCAGCUCAAUCUGCUUUAUGUGCAGGCCCGUGAUGACAUUCUGAACGGCUCUCACCCCGUUUCCUUUGAUAAAGCCUGUGAGUUUGCUGGAUACCAGUGUCAGAUCCAGUUUGGAGACCACAACGAGACCAAACACAAACCAGGAUUUUUAGAUUUAAAAGAGUUUCUGCCUAAGGAGUACAUCAAGAACAAGGGCGAGAGGAAAAUCUUCCAGGCACAUAAAAACUGCCAAAACAUGACUGAGAUCGAGGCUAAAGUCAGCUACGUCAAACUCGCCAGGUCUUUAAAGACUUACGGAGUGUCCUUCUUCUUAGUCAAGGAAAAAAUGAAAGGCAAAAACAAGCUUGUGCCGCGUUUGUUGGGCAUCACUAAAGAGAGUACGAUGAGAGUGGAUGAGAAAACCAAAGAGGUGAUUCAGGAAUGGAGUCUGACCAACAUCAAGCGCUGGGCGGCCUCCCCUAAGAGCUUCACUCUGGACUUUGGAGACUAUCAGGAUGGUUAUUAUUCAGUUCAGACUACUGAAGGAGAACAGAUCGCACAACUUAUUGCCGGCUACAUUGACAUUAUUCUCAAAAAGAAAAAAAGCAAAGAUCACUUCGGCCUGGAGGGGGAUGAGGAAUCCACCAUGUUGGAAGACUCUGUCUCUCCCAAAAAAUCAACCGUACUCCAGCAGCAGUUUAAUAAAGUUGGGAAGGUGGAAACAGGCUCCGUGGCUCUACCAGCCAUCAUCCGCUCGGGUGCAGGAGGUCCAGAGAGCUUUCACAUGGGCUCUAUGCCUCAGGCCAAACAACAUGUCACCAGCGGCCAGAUGCACAGAGGACACAUGCCCCCUCUGACGUCAGCUCAGCAGGCUUUAACUGGCACCAUUAACUCCAGUAUGCAGGCCGUACGGGCGGUCCAGGCUUCCCUCGAUGAGUUAGACUCGCUUCCCCCUCUGGGCACUGAUGCUGCAUCUCAAGCUUGGAGGAAGAACAAAAUGGAUGAGUCUAAACAUGAAAUCCACUCUCAGGUGGACGCCAUCACUGCAGGAACGGCCUCUAUGGUCAACUUGACUGCAGGUGACCCCGCGGAGACUGAUUACACGGCUGUGGGCUGUGCCGUCACCACCAUCUCCUCCAACCUGACGGAGAUGUCUAAGGGUGUCAGACUUCUGGCGGCGCUGAUGGAGGACGAGGGAGGAAACGGACAACAGCUGCUGGGAGCUGCUAAGAACCUAGCGUGUGCUGUGUCCGAUAUGCUUAAGACCGCUCAGCCCACAAAUACUGAGCCACGUCAGAACCUCCUGCAGGCGGCAGGAAAUGUGGGUCAGGCCAGCGGUGAACUCCUGCAGCAUAUUGGAGAGUCCGAUGCUGAUCAGCACUUCCAGGAUAUGUUGAUGCAGUUGGCGAAGGCCGUGGCGAAUGCGGCCGCCGCUCUGGUGUUAAAGGCUAAGAACGUUGCUCAGAAAACUGAAGACUCAACCCAACAGAACCGAGUGAUCGCUGCUGCCACCCAGUGUGCCCUCUCAACAUCACAGCUAGUGGCCUGCACACGGGUGGUGGCGCCCACCAUCAACUCACCUGUCUGUCAGGAACAGCUCAUCGAGGCUGGAAAGCUGGUGGCGAAGUCCGUGGAGGGCUGCGUUGAGGCGUCACAGGGGGCGACCAAUGACGAGCAGCUGCUCAGACAGGUGGGCGUGGCCGCCACUGGUGUUACCCAUGCUCUCAAUGAGCUCCUGCAGCACAUCAGACAGUACGCCAGCGGAGGACAGCCAAUCGGACGGCACGGUGAGGCUACCGACCGCAUCCUGGAUGUGACGGAUAACAUCUUCAGCUCAAUGGGAGAUGCAGGUGAGAUGGUGCGUCAGGCACGGAUACUUGCUCAAGCCACCUCUGAUUUGGUUAACGCCAUCAAGGCGGAUGCGGAGGGCGAGUCCGACCUCGAGAACUCGCGCAAACUCCUCUCUGCAGCCAAACUGCUCGCCGACGCCACCGCCAAAAUGGUGGAGGCUGCCAAGGGCGCCGCUGCGAACCCAGACAGUGAGGAACAGCAGCAGAAACUGCGUGAGGCUGCAGAGGGUCUGCGCAUGGCCACCAAUGCAGCCGCGCAGAACGCCAUUAAAAAGAGACUGGUCAACAAACUGGAGAAUGCUGCGAAACAAGCUGCCGCGGCCGCCACUCAGACUAUAGCCGCAGCCCAGAAUGCCGCUUCCUCCAAUAAGAACCCUGCAGCCCAGCAACAGCUCGUACAGAGCUGCAAGGCGGUGGCGGAUCAGAUCCCUCAGCUUGUUCAGGGUGUGAGAGGCAGUCAGGCUCAGCCCGACAGCCCCAGCGCUCAGCUCGCUCUGAUCGGAGCCAGUCAGAACUUCCUCCAGCCCGGAGCCAAGAUGGUGACCGCAACCAAAGCCACAGUUCCCACCAUCAGCGACCAGGCGUCUGCCAUGCAGCUCAGUCAGUGUGCCAAAAACCUGGCCAGUGCUCUGGCUGAACUCCGCACCGCUGCCCAGAAGGCUCAGGACACGUGCGGUCCUCUGGAGAUUGAUAAUGCUCUGACAGUGGUCCGCGGGCUGGAGAAAGACAUGCAGGAGGCUAAAGCUUCAGCCGCCCAGGGCAAACUCAAGCCUCUUCCCGGAGAAACCUUGGAGAAAUGCUCGCAGGAUUUGGGCUCCUGCACUAAAGCUGUAAGCUCGGCUAUCGCUCAGCUGAUCAGCGAAGCUACACAAGGCAAUGAGAACUACACAGGCAUGGCUGCUCGUGACGUGGCUCAAGCGCUGCGUUCCCUGGCGUCCGCUGCCCGCGGAGUCGCCGCCAAUACAGAAGACCCUCAAGCUCGUAACGCCAUACUGGACUGCGCCGGAGAUGUCAUGGACAAGUCUGCCAGCCUCAUCGAGGAGACCAAGAGAGCCGUCGCCAAGCCGGGAGACCCAGACAGUCAGCAGAGACUGGCCCAGGUCGCCAAAGCUGUGUCUCAGGCUCUGAACCGUUCUGUCAACUGUCUGCCCGGUCAGAGAGACGUGGAUAACGCCAUCAGAACUGUAGGAGAAGCCAGCAAGAAACUACUAUCUGAUAAAUUUCUGGCGAGUGGGAAGAACUUCCAGGAAGCUCAGGCCAAUCUGAACGAGGCGGCAGCCGGACUGAACCAGUCAGCCAAUGAGGUUGUGCAGGCAUCGCGCGGCACCACCCAGGACCUGGCCAAAGCCUCCGGAAAGUUCGGUCAGGACUUCAAUCACUUCCUGCAGGCUGGAACGGACAUGGCUGGACAGUCCCAGUCUAAAGAGGACCAGAGUCAAGUGGUCACCAACCUCAAGACCAUCUCCAUGUCCUCCAGUAAACUCCUGCUGGCUGCUAAAGCUCUGUCCACCGACCCCAACUCACCCAACAUGAAAAACCAGCUCGCUGCUGCUGCUCGCGCGGUGACAGACAGCAUUAAUCAGCUGAUCAGCAUGUGUACCCAGCAGGCACCGGGACAGAAGGAGUGUGACAACGCUCUGCGCGAGCUCGAGACGGUUGGAGGAAUGCUUGAGAACCCAACAGAAGCAGUCAAUGAUCUGGGGUACUUUGACUGUAUUGACAGCGUUAUGGAGAACUCAAAGAUUUUGGGUGAAGCCAUGGCUGGGAUUUCCCAUAAUGCCAAGAAUAGUAACUUACCAGAGUUUGGAGACUCCGUCAGUUCAGCAUCUAAAGCGUUAUGUGGCCUCACUGAGGCGGCCGCUCAGGGGGCGUAUCUGGUGGCUGUUUCUGACCCGAACAGUCACGCUGGGCAGAAGGGUCUUGUGGACCCUUCUCAGUUCGCCAGAGCCAAACAGUCCAUCCAGAUGGCCUGUCAGAACCUCGUGGAUCCAGCGUGCACUCAGUCCCAGGUCCUCUCUGCCGCCACGAUUGUUGCCAAACACACUUCGGCUCUGUGCAAUGCCUGCAGACUGGCCUCCUCCAAAACAUCAAACCCUGUUGCUAAGAGACAGUUCGUCCAGAGUGCCAAAGAGGUGGCAAACAGCACCGCCAACCUCGUCAAGUCCAUCAAAGCGCUCGAUGGAGCAUUUAACCAGGAGAACAGACUGAAGUGUAAGGAAGCCACUGGGCCGCUCAUCGAGGCCGUGGAUAACCUAACCGCCUUCGCUUCCAACCCGGAGUUUGCCAGCGUGCCUGCUCAAAUCAGCCCAGAUGGUCUGGCAGCGAUGGAGCCCAUCGUUGCAGCUGCUAAGACCAUGCUGGAGAGUUCUACAGGUUUGAUCCAGACGGCCCGCUCGCUAGCAGUCAACCCCAAAGAUCCGCCCAAAUGGUCUGUGCUAGCCGGACACUCCAGAACGGUGUCCGACUCCAUAAAGAAACUUAUCACCAACAUGAGGGAAAAGGCUCCAGGACAGAGGGAGUGUGACGACGCCAUCGAGGUUCUUAAUAACUGCAUGCGUGAGGUGGACAAGGCCUCGCUUGCAGCCAUCAGCCAACAGCUCACGCCUAGAGAUGACAUCUCGCAUGAGGCUCUGCAUGAGCAGAUGGCGGCAUCCGUGCAUGAGAUCAGUAACCUGAUUGAACCGGUAGCCAUUGCAGCCCACGCAGACGCCUCUCAGCUGGGUCAUAAGGUGUCUCAGAUGGUCAGCUACUUCGAGCCAUUGAUCAUUGCUGCCAUCGGUACAGCGUCUAAGAUUGUGAACAGCCAGCAGCAGAUGAACGUCCUGGAUCAGACGAAGACCUUGGCUGAGUCCGCCCUACAGAUGCUCUAUACCGCCAAAGAGGCCGGAGGAAACCCCAAGGCGGCCCACACACAGGAGGCUCUGGAGGAGUCUGUUCAGAUGAUGAAGGAGGCUGUGGAUGAUCUGGCCGCGACUCUGGCGGAGGAGGCCAGCGCUGCAGGAGCCGUGGGUGGCAUGGUCAACUCCAUCACUCAAGCCAUUAACAAAAUGGAAGACGGUCCGGCUUUCGAACCUGAAGGGACGUUUGUGGAUUAUCAGACCACUAUGGUCAAGACGGCCAAAGCCAUCGCUGUCACUGUUCAGGAAAUGGUGACCAAAUCCAACAACAACCCUGAUGAGCUGGGCGGUCUGGCCAAUCAGCUGACCACAGAGUUUGGUGACCUGGCGUCAGAGGCCAGAUGUGCUGCCAUGACUGCAGAGAGUGAUGAGAUCGGCUCUCACAUCAGGAAGCAGGUAACAGAGUUGGGCUACAGCUGUACUGGUCUGGUGAGUAAAGCUGGUGCUCUGCAGUGCAGUCCCAACGACUCCUACACCAAGAAAGAGCUCAUCGACAGCGCACGCAAAGUCUCUGAGAAGGUGUCUCACGUGUUGGCCGCUCUUCAGGCGGGUAAUCGCGGUACUCAGGCCUGCAUCACUGCUGCCAGCGCCGUGUCAGGCAUCAUCGCCGAUCUGGACACCACCAUCAUGUUCGCCACGGCAGGAACUCUCAACCGAGAGAACGCCGAGACGUUUGCAGACCACAGGGAGCACAUCUUGAAGACGGCUAAAGUUCUGGUGGAGGACACAAAGCUUUUAGUGUCUGGAGCGGGAGCGAGUCAAGAGAAGCUGGCUCAAGCGGCUCAGUCCUCUGUCAACACCAUCACUAAACUGGCUGAUGUGGUCAAACUGGGAGCAGCAAGUCUGGGUUCUGAAGACCCUGAGACGCAGGUGGUUCUGAUCAACGCUGUGAAGGAUGUGGCGAAGGCUCUGGGUGAUCUGAUCAGUGCCACUAAAGCAGCCGCUGGUAAACCUCACGAUGAUCCAGCCAUGUUACAACUCAAGAACUCUGCUAAGGUGAUGGUGACAAACGUGACGUCCCUGCUGAAGACGGUGAAGGCUGUGGAGGACGAGGCUACUAAGGGAACGCGAGCUCUGGAGGCCACCAUAGAGCACAUCAAACAGGAACUGACUGUGUUCAGCAGUCCCGAUCCUCCCGCAAAGACGGCCACUCCAGAGGAGUUCAUCCGCACGACCAAAGGCAUCACGCAGGCCACAGCCAAAGCAGUGGCUGCUGGGAACUCCUGCCGUCAGGAGGACGUGAUCGCCACGGCGAACCUGAGCAGACGAGCGGUGGCGGAUAUGCUUCACUCCUGUAAGCAAGCGGCGUUCCACCCUGAGGUGAACCGUGAUGUUCGGAAUCGAGCUCUGCGCUUCGGCUCCGAGUGUGCCACGGGUUACCUGGGUCUGCUGGAGCAUGUGUUAGUGACCAUUCAAAAACCCAGUCAUGACCUCAAACAGCAGCUGUCAAACUACUCCAAACGUGUGGCCGGCUCGGUGACGGAGCUCAUACAGGCCGCUGAGGCCAUGAAAGGUACGGAGUGGGUGGACCCUGAGGACCCGACUGUCAUCGCUGAGAAUGAGCUGCUGGGAGCCGCAGCCGCCAUUGAAGCUGCCGCCAAGAAACUAGAGCAGCUCAAACCCAGAGCCAAACCUAAGGAAGCAGAUGAGAGUCUCAACUUUGAGGAACAGAUUCUGGAAGCGGCCAAAUCCAUCGCUGCCGCCACCAGCGCUCUGGUGAAAGCAGCAUCUGCUGCUCAGAGAGAACUCGUGGCUCAGGGCAAGGUGGGGGCGAUUCCAGCCAAUGCGGUGGAUGACGGACAGUGGUCUCAGGGUCUCAUUUCAGCCGCUCGUAUGGUGGCUGCAGCGACGAGUAACCUGUGUGAGGCCGCUAACUCUGCUGUUCAGGGUCACGCCAGCGAGGAGAAGCUCAUUUCCUCCGCCAAACAGGUGGCGGCGUCCACCGCGCAGCUGCUGGUGGCCUGUAAGGUCAAGGCUGACCAGGACUCGCAGACCAUGAAGAGACUCCAGGCUGCUGGUAAUGCCGUCAAGAGGGCGUCAGAUAACCUGGUUAAGGCGGCACAGAAGGCUGCGUUUGAGGCUCAGGACGAUCAGGCCGUGAUUGUGAAGAGCAAGAUGGUGGGCGGCAUCGCUCAGAUCAUUGCGGCUCAGGAGGAGAUGCUCAGGAAGGAGAAGGAGCUGGAGGAGGCCAGGAAGAGGCUGGCCAUGAUCCGACAGCAGCAGUACAAAUUCAUGCCGUCAGAGCUGCGAGAGGACGGACAGGAGCAGUGACACGCGACACAGACUAAUCCAUCAAAUCUGCUCGCAUUCACACAUGCUCGAUGGACAACACGAUUAGCUUGAGCGAAAUAAUCAAAGAUAUGCAAUGAGUAAAAAGUUCUAUCAGGAUGUCUAUUUUAAACGUGUUUUGUUGAUUUCUGUCACUUUUAGUAGCCUUGCCACCUUUUAACUGAGCUUUAUGCCGCACACGCGACUCGCUUAUGAUAGAUGCUUAGUAUUUUCUGUACUAGAUUAGAUAAGCCGUAUGUAUUUUGAAAGCUCACAGCCGGGGCCAAACAGUGUUUUUGAUGAAUGAUAAGCUUUCCAAAGCAUUUUUGUAUGGUUGUGAGGAUUAAAGGCCAUCGCUCUGCUCUUCUGACAGACAUUCAGUUUCUGGACCAGCGGUGCAACAAUUCACUUUGGCGUUGAAGCAAUUCAUUGAGAGAAAACAUAUCAUUUUUUAAAGAAAGGAAUAUUAAAGCUAUGAAUUGUUACAAAUGGUAUUUCAUGUGCCAUGUGUUAUUACAGUAUUUGGGUCUACUGGCAUUUCUGUCAAAGUUGUAUCUUUUAUAAAACAUAAAAGCCAUAUUUCAAUAUAUUGUUUUUCUUUUUUUUUUAUAUUGUUAACAAAAUUACCUUUUAAAAAGUAGACAAUAUUAGAUAUCAGCAAAGAUAUUUGUACCAGAAGAAUUGGUAAGUAAGAAAACAGUUGUUAAAGAAUUAUCUGAGUGAUUCUAGAGAUUAUAACGGAAACAAGUUUGAGGUUUUAUUAAAAAUGUCCCUUUAUAUUUUAUGGUUGUGUAUUUAACUGUAAACUUUUUUUCACCUUAAAUUUGCAAGCACACUUUGUGGUAUGUUUAACAAAUCUCAUAAAUUCACUGUUUUCCAAA